This is a messenger RNA of Indicator indicator, 1806 nucleotides long. RefSeq names its product dystrobrevin beta (gene DTNB). The record is from RefSeq and is a predicted model, not a curated record. Gene Ontology annotation, biological process: synaptic signaling. Gene Ontology annotation, molecular function: zinc ion binding. The transcript is spliced from 16 exons. Gene Ontology annotation, cellular component: plasma membrane; synapse. NCBI's taxonomy places the organism in Eukaryota, Metazoa, Chordata, Aves, Piciformes, Indicatoridae. Bases 1 to 1806 code for a protein of 601 amino acids.
AUGAUUGAGGAGAGUGGGAAGAGGAGGAGGACAAUGGCAGAGAAGAGACAGCUGUUCAUGGAAAUGAGAGCACAGAAUUUUGAUGUCAUCAGACUUUCAACGUACCGAACAGCCUGCAAGCUGCGGUUUGUACAGAAAAGAUGUAAUCUUCAUCUUGUUGAUAUCUGGAAUAUGAUUGAAGCCUUCCGAGAUAAUGGCCUUAACACUUUGGAUCAUAACACAGAGAUCAACGUGUCUCGACUAGAAACAAUCAUUUCAUCCAUCUACUACCAGCUAAACAAACGCCUUCCUUCUACUCACCAAAUCAGUGUAGAACAAUCCAUCAGCCUCCUCCUCAACUUCAUGAUAGCAGCAUAUGACAGCGAGGGCCAUGGGAAGCUGACGGUGUUUUCAGUGAAAGCUAUGUUAGCAACCAUGUGUGGUGGUAAAAUCCUGGACAAACUGAGAUAUAUUUUCUCUCAAAUAUCCGAUUCAAAUGGACUAAUGAUAUUUACAAAGUUUGAUCAGUUUUUGAAGGAAGUUCUGAAACUCCCAACAGCUGUUUUUGAGGGGCCUUCUUUUGGAUACACAGAGCAUUCCGUACGGACCUGCUUCCCACAACAAAAAAAGAUCAUGCUAAACAUGUUUUUAGACACGUUGAUGGCUGACCCACCUCCUCAGUGCCUUGUGUGGCUGCCUCUCAUGCACAGACUUGCCCAUGUUGAAAAUGUCUUCCAUCCUGUGGAGUGUUCCUAUUGCCGGUGUGAGAGCAUGAUGGGUUUCCGGUACCGAUGCCAGCAGUGCCACAACUACCAGCUCUGUCAAAACUGUUUUUGGCGUGGCCAUGCCAAUGGUCCUCACAGCAACCAGCACCAGAUGAAGGAGCAUUCCUCUUGGAAAUCACCUGCAAAGAAGCUGAGCCAUGCAAUUAGUAAAUCUCUUGGUUGUGUACCGAGUCGAGAGCCACCUCGUCCUGUAUUUCCUGAGCAGCCAGAAAAGCCACUUGAUCUUGCACAUAUAGUUCCUCCUCGGCCUCUGACUAACAUGAAUGACACCAUGGUGACCCACAUGUCCUCUGGAGCACCUACCCCAACAAAAAGGUCACCCCGCAGCCUGGAGGCUGCCAGCCCAGUUGCUGACGAGCACACACUGAUAGCCACCUACGUGAGCCGGCUGCAGAGCGGGGCACGCGUCCUGGACAGCCCUGGCCGGCUGGACGAGGAGCACCGGCUGAUUGCCAGAUACGCCGCCCGGCUGGCUGCUGAAGCCGGAAAUGCACCUCGCCCACCUACAGACCUCGGUUUCAGCUUUGAUGCCAACAAACAACAAAGACAGCUGAUUGCAGAGCUGGAAAACAAAAACAGGGAGAUACUCCAGGAAAUUCAGCGUCUCAGGCUGGAACAUGAACAAGCCUCUCAACCCACUCCUGAGAAAGCCCAGCAGAACCCAACUUUAUUGGCUGAGCUCAGGCUUCUGCGACAGAGAAAGGAUGAAUUGGAGCAGAGGAUGUCUGCACUUCAAGAAAGCAGAAGAGAACUGAUGGUGCAGCUCGAAGGGUUGAUGAAACUGCUCAAAGUGCAAGCAGCAGGCUCAGCACACUCCUCGCCCACCCAUGGAGCCAUGCCCAUGCCUGUCAGAUCCACCUCUGCAGGCUCUACCCCAACUCAUGGCCCACAGGACUCGCUUGUAGGUGUCGGGGGAGACGUGCAGGAAACUUUCAUUCAAGGUACGAGGAGGAACCUCCGCAACGACCUCCUAGUAGCAGCUGAUUCCAUCACAAACACCAUGACGUCACUGGUGAAGGAGCUGCAUUCUGGUAAGAGUUAA